Vigna angularis (adzuki bean) is the source of this 1543-nucleotide messenger RNA. RefSeq lists its product as uncharacterized. The transcript is spliced from 14 exons. NCBI's taxonomy places the organism in Eukaryota, Viridiplantae, Streptophyta, Magnoliopsida, Fabales, Fabaceae. The record is from RefSeq and is a predicted model, not a curated record. The coding region runs from base 126 to 1316 and encodes 396 amino acids.
GGCCUGUUUUCUUAUAACAAGUAUCUUUUCUCCUUACAUGGGGGAUGCGUGCCCUGCUAACUAGUGAAGAAGAAAAGCUCUUGUGUAUAGUUUUAUGACCAUACAAUCAGAAAAGCUUGGAUAUAAUGGGGAUGAGUACACGCAGUUCUACCAAUAGGAAACCAAGUGAUAGUAUGAGACUUAUUGUGACAACUUUUGUUGGAAUAGUUUUUGGAUUCUUUAUUGGAGUGUCAUUUCCGGCAUUGAAUACAAAGUUGAAUCUCCCAUCCAGCCUGCUUCCUGUCAUUGACCUUUCUUACAUUCAAGAAAAAUAUGCAGUUCAUGCACCUGCUUCUGUGAAAAAUAAUAAUGGCGACUCAUCACAACAGCAGUUAAUAAAUGAUACGUUGAAGAUAUGGGUUCCAUCAAAUCCAAGAGGUGCAGAAAGAUUACCUCCUGAGAUUAUUGAAGCUGAGACAGACUUUUAUUUGCGUAGAUUGUGGGGUCAGCCCAGUGAGGAUUUAACCAUGAAGCCAAAGUACCUUGUAACUUUCACUGUCGGUUAUAAUCAGAGAUAUAAUAUUGAUGCAAAUAUGAAAAAGUUUUCAGAGAACUUUACAAUACUUCUAUUUCAUUAUGAUGGCCAAACAACUGAGUGGGAUGAGUUUGAGUGGUCAAAGCGGGCAAUUCAUGUGAGUGUUCGCAAACAGACUAAAUGGUGGUAUGCCAAACGGUUUCUGCAUCCAGACAUUGUGGCACCAUAUGACUAUAUUUUUAUAUGGGAUGAAGACCUGGAUGUUGAACAUUUUAAUGCAGAGAAAUACUUAACACUUGUGAAGAAGCAUGGAUUGGAAAUUUCGCAGCCUGGUUUGGAACCUAAUAAAGGGUUGACAUGGCAAAUGACAAAGAGAAGAGGUGAUCGUGAAGUUCACAAAGAAACGGAAGAGAAACCAGGAUGGUGUAGUGAUCCCCAUCUGCCUCCUUGUGCAGCGUUUGUUGAGAUUAUGGCUCCAGUUUUUUCACGUGAUGCAUGGCGUUGUGUGUGGCAUAUGAUUCAGAAUGAUUUGGUCCACGGGUGGGGCCUGGAUUUUGCUCUUAGAAAAUGUGUUGAGCCUGCGCAUGAGAAGAUUGGCGUUGUUGAUUCUCAGUGGAUUAUUCAUCAAAGUGUUCCCUCACUAGGGAAUCAGGGAGAAUCAGAAUCUGGGAAGGCACCAUGGCAAGGGGUGAGGGAAAGGUGUAAAAAGGAGUGGACAAUGUUCCAGAGUCGGUUGGCAAAUGCAGAAGAUGCAUACUACAAGGCCGUGGGAGUAGACAUGUUCAAUUCAACUACUCCUUAACGACAGAACCUGACUUGUACACAUCCAUCACCAUUGUUGAGUUCGAUUUUGCAUAAUAUAUAGUUUUUUUCUUAAGUUUGGAAGUUACUUGCACUUGUAACUCAGAGUCCUAAACAACAGUUCAACGUGGGAUUCCAGUGUUAAAAGUUAGAGAAUUAGAUAAUAUACGUAAAUGAAACUUACUGUAAGUAGUGUAUUUGAUUAUAUAAUAUUCUUUGUUUUAGGAA